ACGUUAAUUAGCCGAAAAUAGCCAAAGACCCGCUGUCCCAUUCAGGCUCAUGCGGUCACCUCUACCUCCCGGCACUCUGGGGCUGAGGUGGGGGGCACACGGGGUGCCAUGGGGAUGGGGAUGGCACAGGGACCCCCAUCCCCACCAUGACGUGGCUCGGAUAGGCACGCUUUGGCACUGCUUGGCACAGCACGGCUGGACGCAGCUCUCCGAGCCUCGGCACGGCUUGGCACGACUUUACACGACAUGGCUUAGCUUGGCACGGCUCAGUUUGGCAUAGCUCGGCACGGCACGGUUCGCUGGCGUUCAGAUGAACACGGCACAGCUCGGCACAGCUCCCCACGACGUGGCAUCGCUACGCUCCAACCCGGGGCCGUGGGCACAGGUCCGAAUUAGGAGCGGACCCGACCCCGCUCCCAGACGAGCAGUGCCGUGCCAAAUCCCGACGAGCGAAGCCGUGCCGAGCCGAGCCGUGCCGCCCCGUUCCCCGUGGCUCCUCCCGCUGCUCCUCCCGCCCGGCGAUAUUUAACCUGGGCUGGGUGGGGAGCGGCAACGCGCAGAGAGAGAGGCUUCGAGCGGAGCCGACACCGGGACCGGGCAGCCCCACAGGCAGCAGCCGCCCCGGCCACGCCAUGAGAGCAGCGCUGGGUUGCAUCACCCUCGCUCUGUGCGCUCUACAGCUGCCCCACGGCCGAGCCCUGCCCCACGGCCGCUCUCCCAAGCACAGGGAACCCCCAGAUCGGAGACUCCCCCCAGCCAUUCUGCGCUUACCCCACCGGCACCCACCGUCUCCCCAUGGAGACCCCCUCCAAGGUCUACAAUCCAACCGGCUCAGACAUCUCAUCAUCCCUCGGCCCCAACCGGCCCUAUGGCACGGCCCUAAGCUGUCCCCAAGGCACAGACACCGACACCCCCUGGGGCAGCGGGGCCGGCGUCACACCGGGGUUCGGCUGCACCGCGCUCAGCCGCUGCGGGUGGGCUGCGUGCUGGGCACGUGUCAGGUGCAGAACCUCAGCCACCGCCUAUGGCAGCUGAUGGGCCGCCCAGGCCGUCAGGACUCAUCCCCCAUGAACCCCAACAGCCCCCACAGCUAUGGGUGAGGGUUUUCUCCCCCCCACCCCCCUCCACCUCCCCCUUCCCAGGACUGUGUGGGUUGGGUAGGAGCUGACACUAAAGCACUUCCAGCGGCUGUGGGGCUCCUGUGCGCCUUUCUGUGGGAUCCCUGUAGGGGAUGGGGCAGGGGGGUGGUGGUGAAACCUCACAGGGAUGUCCCCGUGGAGGGGAUGGGAUGGACGGAGCGCAGCCAGGGGGGGGAUAUCGACCGUGGGUCCAAGCGAGCAGCACUUCCACGGAGGUAGCGGUGUGACUGCUCCAAAUCUGCAGCCCCAUGGCU
Messenger RNA from Phasianus colchicus (ring-necked pheasant), 1393 nucleotides. It is a transcript of the gene ADM2, whose product is annotated as adrenomedullin 2. The record is from RefSeq and is a predicted model, not a curated record. Lineage: Eukaryota; Metazoa; Chordata; Aves; Galliformes; Phasianidae. Gene Ontology annotation, biological process: positive regulation of heart rate; adenylate cyclase-activating G protein-coupled receptor signaling pathway; regulation of systemic arterial blood pressure.